Messenger RNA from Odobenus rosmarus divergens (Pacific walrus), 339 nucleotides. It is a transcript of the gene CUNH4orf46, whose product is annotated as chromosome unknown open reading frame, human C4orf46. NCBI's taxonomy places the organism in Eukaryota, Metazoa, Chordata, Mammalia, Carnivora, Odobenidae. The transcript has 2 exons. Bases 1 to 339 code for a protein of 112 amino acids. The record is from RefSeq and is a predicted model, not a curated record.
AUGGCAGACCCUGAGGAGGUGCGGAUUUCUUCGCCCCCGCCGCCUCCUUCCUCUCCCUCGUCUUCAGACGCUUCGUCAGCAUCUUCCCCCGGCGUUCCAGUGAGUUUGGGCUGGCCAGUUGCGAGCAGGAGCAGCGGCCGAACGGUGGACCCUCUGGAGGAAGUAGAGCUGCAGAUUGGAGACGCAGCAUUUUCACUAACCAAACUUCUUGAAGCCACAUCUGCAGUAUCAGCUCAAGUAGAAGAGCUUGCCUUCAAAUGUACAGAAAAUGCACGUUUCCUUAAAACAUGGCGGGACCUCUUGAAAGAAGGCUAUGAUUCUUUGAAGCCUGACAACUGA